AUGGGCAAGAGAAAGAGAAGCAAGGUCGAGGAUUUUCAGAAACCCAAGCUGCGGGUAGGGAAGAGGAAGCCUCAUGCUGAGAAUCAGACCGAUACAUCCUUCAAGUCAAAGUCCAUUGUCGUCCCUGCACAAUCUAUCAGUGAAGACAAGACCCAUCAAGUCACAAGCUCCCGUAAUCAAUCAAUCAACGAACUUAUACAGCAACUACACCAUUUCAAUUCUCUAGCCAAACGAGAUGCUAUUGCCGGUCUUCGAGACAUAUUGAAAAAUCGCAGACAAGGGUUUGAACUGUACCUCAGCCCUGUCUUACAAGGCUUGUGCAGAUUGCUCAUUGACGAGAACAACUCGGUGCGAAGUGGUACUAUUACAUUGAUUCAAGAUAUCUUGACUCAGUUUCGCGAGGAGGGAUUCAGACCAAAUGCAUCUCUGGCAGUAUCAUUCGCUCUGUCUGGAAUGACACAUCUUAUAGAAGACGUACGAAUAGAUGCAUUCAAGUUCUUAGUGAUCUUAUUCAGAAUGGUACCAGGCACAAUGUAUACAUUUCACUCUCGUCUACUUCCUCAAUUUGUGCUUAUGCUUGGAGGUGGUUCUGAUAGUCGCAAAGACUCUGCUGUCAGAGCCCUGACUGGAAGUAAACAGUUUCGAUUGGAAUUGGUGACAGCGACUCAUGCUUUUCUGGGCAUAUGUCUCGUUCCACCAAAGACAAAGCUAAAGGACUUCAUUCCUUCUGGGGAUAUCUAUGUUCCAGGGUCCCCUUGUUUCUCUCCCACGUCACGUCCGAACUCUCCCAUGUCACCUACGUACUCUCCUACGUCUCCUACAUAUUCCCCUAAUUCUCCUACCUACCACCCGUCGUCGUGGAAGGCUGAUGAGGAGGCAAGUCCAUUCUCCCACUAUUACGUCUCUUGUGUUAAGCAUUAA
Molecule: messenger RNA, 921 nt
Organism: Synchytrium microbalum
Lineage: Eukaryota; Fungi; Chytridiomycota; Chytridiomycetes; Synchytriales; Synchytriaceae
Product: DNA-directed RNA polymerase
Exons: 8
Coding region: 1-921 (306 amino acids)
Biological process (GO): transcription by RNA polymerase II
Cellular component (GO): nucleus
Molecular function (GO): DNA binding
Source: RefSeq, a predicted model, not a curated record